Molecule: messenger RNA, 3209 nt
Organism: Petromyzon marinus (sea lamprey)
Lineage: Eukaryota; Metazoa; Chordata; Hyperoartia; Petromyzontiformes; Petromyzontidae
Source: RefSeq, a predicted model, not a curated record
GUAAUUAUCCUAAUUUUGAGAAGAAAAAAAACCCUUGUACAUAAUACCUUGAUUCAAAGCACCUGCAGAGCGGGAUGAGGUAUCUGUGCAACUAAUUACACAGCCUCUCCAGAAUGCCACCCUUCCAGCAAUUAUUACACGGCAGGAUAUAUCGUCAGUAAAAUGAAGUUAUGUUGUCAUUUGAGGUGGAAAUUAUUAUACAUUUUUUCAUCUAAUUCAUUCCAAUUAGUGAAGGUUCACGAUAAUGUAGGCCAAAUAUAUGAGUUGUUUGUCAAUUUUCAUCCAUGGAAAUCACUUGCUGUUGUUAAGUGUGCUUUGUUAAUAACAAAAGAACCCGCACGUGGGGUGUUUGUGGUUUUGUGAGGCUGACGAAAGCGGGGCAGGAAGGAAGUCUGUACCCGGGUUAAAUAUCGAAACGAGAGCGGCUUGCAGCGAAGGGGGGUUGGCAUUUUGAAUUCCACCAAAAUUCGUUCUGAGAUCGACUCCCUGAGCGGAUAUUGACGAGACGUGACUUAUUAACCAACGUUGGUGGUUUGUUUUCUUCAAAAUAUACAGUAGCAUACGAACUUGUGUUGUUGUUUAUAUAGUUAGCUGUGUUUUUGAAUUGUAAUAUUUUAUUUUAUACCUCUGACAUGAGCGACAGCUUCGAAGACAACUUUUUGAAUUUGCUCUUUGAGCAAUCGGUGGUGAACCGGUCAGCUGAGUCCACGCAAGAUGUAAACUUCUCGGCAGGAUAUUUCGCAGCGCAGCACGACUGCAGCCAAGCCGCAUUGGGCCCCGGCUACCUCAUGGCCGGUGGCCAGAGAGCCCCGGCGGGAGGGAACGGGAGCGGCACUCCGUACCCCUCCCCGUUCAGCUACGACGCCGGCGGCGGCCUCUUCAAGUGCCCCAAAAUCCACAUCACGCCCGGCGAGCAGGUGGACCAGACGGUCCUGGCCUACGACUCCUCGUUCCUGUCCCACCGGGACUCCCCGCACAGCCUGAGCCCGACGCGCAGCCUCUCCCCGCACAGCUGCCACUCGGACAGCUCCCAGGGGGGCGAUCGAUACGUCCACGAAGUGGACGACGUCGAGCAGGAGAUCGUGCCCAGCACCGAGAGGAUCAACCUGCUCCCCUCGCCCUGCGGCAACGAGGGCGGCUGCCAGACGGAGGCGCGGCACACGCGGCCAGGGUCGCCCUGCAAGAGGCGCUACCCGGCGUCGAUGGAGCACGACGAACGGGAAGACGGCAACGGCGUCGGUGGCGACUUGGCGAUGGCGUUCGCCGUGGAUCGCCAUCACUACCAGCAGCAGCUGCAGCAGCUGCAGCAGCAGCAGCACCCUCCUCACCACCACCCUCACUACCAGCACCACUACCACCACCAGCAGCAGCAGCAGCAACAGCAGCAGCAGCACCACGCGCGCUCACGAUCGCUGUCCCCCAAGCGCACGCAGGGACUGGCCCCGGGCCUCGGUUGCCCCUACAACCUCACGCGCAGCACGGAGCUGCUUCACGUCUCGUCCUACCAGCACGACGGCAGGGGCCACGACUCUCCGAGGGCCAGGAAGGAGGCUCGGCCCUCUGUGGGAGGGCGCCACUACGACUCGUUGCUCUACCAGUACCACGGGCUCGACAAUUACCGCCUCGCAGUGCCGCCCGUCGUCAGCAUGCAGCCGGCAGAUGUGUGCACCCACAGCCCCUUCCUUAGGAGCGACGUGUACCCGCCGCUCGACUGGCCCCUACCGAGCCAGUCGGGCUCCUACGACCUUCGUCUGGAGUCCCAGCCGCGUUCUCACCACAGGGCCCACUACGAGACGGAGGGCAGCCGCGGGGCCGUCAAGGCCCAGGAGGGCAGCCACAUCAGGAUCAAGCUCUACGGCUACAGCAAGACGCCGCUCAUGCUGCAGCUCUUCAUCGGCACGGCGGACGAGCGUCCCGUGCGGCCGCACCCCUUCUACCAGGUGCACCGCGUCACCGGCAAGACGGUGCUGACGCCGAGCCGCGAGCUGGUGCUGGGCGACACCAAGGUCCUGGACAUCCCCAUGCUGCCCGAGAACGGCAUGCUGGCCACGAUCGAUUGCGCGGGCAUCCUGAAGUUGCGCAACGCCGACAUCGAGCUGCGCUCGGGCGAAACCGACGUGGGCCGCAAGAACACGCGCGUGCGCCUCGUGUUCCGCACGCACGUCCCCCAGGCCGGAGGAGCGGAGCCCGUGUCGCUGCAGGUCGCCUCCAUCCCCAUCGAGUGCUCUCAGAGAUCUGCACAGAAGCACCCUCUGAUUGAGCGGUUGAGCAUCAACAGCUGCUCGGUGAUGGGUGGGGACGAGAUGGUCAUCACUGGAAGCAAUUUUCUUCCAGAGUCGAAGGUCAUCUUCACACAGAAGGGAGAAGAUGGGCGGACUGUGUGGGAGAAAGAGGUCGACCUUACGAUGGAGAACUUCCAGUCGGCCAGAGCCUUGGUGCGCGUCCCACCGUACCUUGACCGAAACGUCGCCGCGCCCGUGAGCGUACAGGUUUACGUCUGCAACGGAAAGCAGGAAAAGAGCCAGAACCACACCCUCACUUACCUGCCGCUCACAGGCAAGCGACAUUCACGCCGGACAUCUUGCUGCAGAUGAACAUGCAGCGACACUCCUCGUUAUCCGUCCACCGACGAACUUUCACCUCUUGUCCGCCGCUCGCCCCAACGCAGAUAUUAUUUCCAUUAUUCACCACUCGAUCUUUUAAAUAAAAACGUCUGUUGUACUGAUACACACACAUAGGUCUCAGACACACACACACACACGUGCAAAGCACACACGUGAAUGUCUGUGGUUGUUCAUGUGUAUGUUUGGGGGGAGCAGUAGUGUAAUGGUUUGCGCACAACACCACGAACUCGGCAAUCAGAAUUUGAUUCCCGCUAACAGCCAACAUCGGGAGAGAAUAUCUGAACCGAUCCUGGGCCUCCCCUAAGUGGACCCAACAUUUAAUGAGUAACCGGUGUUGUGGGUAAUCAGCAGUGGGGAGAUAAAGGUGGCACGGGCAUGGUGCUGUCCACCCGGCACCUCAUGCGCCGUGCCCGCCUAAUUAAGUGCUCGCUGACAGAAAUUGCCAACAGUAUGCUGAAGGCUAACAAAAGGGAAUCUAUAUCUUUGUAUAUGUGCAUAUUCAAAGACGAGGGCCUGCGUUUGAUUUCAAGGGGGAAUGUUUAAAAUGUUUUUUUUUAUUUGUAAUUCAUGUACUAGAUUAUAAAA